This is a messenger RNA of Thyridium curvatum, 756 nucleotides long. RefSeq lists its product as uncharacterized. Lineage: Eukaryota; Fungi; Ascomycota; Sordariomycetes; Thyridiales; Thyridiaceae. Bases 1 to 756 code for a protein of 251 amino acids. The record is from RefSeq and is a predicted model, not a curated record. The transcript has 3 exons.
AUGUUGGUGUUCUUGGCCGUGGUACCGCCCAUUGCCCACGUACAAUACACGCGCUGUGCACGCGCCCAGGAGAGGGAAGAAAAAGUGACGUGCGUGCCCCAAGCUUCCAUCGUGCCUCUCCCCCCAAAACCACCUCCACGCCGUACCGACCAAUUAUCGUCGCCGCAAACGACCGCUGCAAAACAUCUCGCACUCAAGAAGACGCAUAUAACCAGCAUCAUGGACGUCGCCGACCAGUGGAUGCUCGAAUAUCUCCCAGGCUUCCUCCCCGACCCGCUCCCGCAGCUCCUCCACGAGCACGUCCUCCACCCGCACGCCUACGUCCAGGUCCUGAAGCGCAAGGCGAUGCACCUCCUGGCCCGCCUCUUCAACGCCGCCUACCCCUUCCUCUCCCCCGUGGCGGACCGCCUCGCCCGCGCCCUGCACGACAGCCCGGACCUCGUCGUGCUGGCGGCCCUGCUCGUCGCCCUCGCCGCCGCGCUGCAGGUGCUGCUCUACGUGCGCCGCGUCGUGGCCUGGGGCGUCCGCCUCGCGCUGCGCAUGGCUUUCUGGGCCGGGGUCGUCGCGCUCGGGGCGGUCGUCUGGAGGAGAGGGCUCGAGGAGAGCGUGCGCGACGUCGUGGUCGCCGGCGGCAAGGUCGCGGGCUACGCGGCGGCCAUCGGCGAGGUGUGGAUGGCCGAGUACAGGCGGUACGAGGCGCAGACGCAGCGGGUCGCGCAGGCCGGCGCCGGCGCCGGCGCGAGGAGGCAGAGGUAG